Messenger RNA from Plasmodium vinckei vinckei, 7749 nucleotides. RefSeq names its product conserved Plasmodium protein, unknown function. The coding region runs from base 1 to 7749 and encodes 2582 amino acids. NCBI's taxonomy places the organism in Eukaryota, Apicomplexa, Aconoidasida, Haemosporida, Plasmodiidae. The record is from RefSeq and is a predicted model, not a curated record. The transcript has a single exon.
AUGGUGUAUGAUUCUAAUCAAAAAAAAGGGGAUACCCCUGAUCCACAAAUAAUUAAUAAUACUAAUGAUCCGAUUUAUAAUAGUAAAAAGUGCACAUUAUUAUAUAAUGAUAUAAAUAAUGAUUUGACAAAAACAAAACAAGAAAAAAACAUUUUGCUGAUAGAUAAUAAAGAAUUUUGUAACAAGACACAUAAUGGAAAUUAUAAUUACAACAUUAAGCAUAGUAAUGUAGUAGAAAAUAAUUGUAAUAUUAAUAGAACAGAACUUAAGACAAAAAAUUGUGAUAUACUAGACAACUCCAAUAUUUUAAAAGCAGAUGAAGGAACUGACGAACUAGAUAGAGAUACAAAUAUAGACGAACAUUUUGUUGUUUCAAAAAAUGAAAAAAAUUGUUCUACACCCAUUUCCUAUUAUGCUAGAGAAAUAAAAGUAAAUAAGCAUUUUAGUAAUAUUCCAUUUGCUGAAGAAUAUUAUCAAUCUUCCAAAAUAUAUGAAAAUAAUUAUAGUUGUGAUUCUACAAAUAAGACAUUUUUAAAUAUUAAAAAUAAAUUUAUUCAACAAAAUAAUGCUAAACAAAAUGAUAUAAUUAUUCAUGAGGAUAAAUCUAAUGAAGCUGAUAGUGCAGACAAUGAAUGGAAAACUGAAAAAAGCUAUACCAAUAAAAGGUUUAUAGAGAUAAAAAAAAAUAAUAUAAUUUUUUCAAAUGAAUUAAAAAAUAUAUAUAAAGGGUCAAAAUUUAGUAUAUCAAAUAAUAGACGAAGUUUUAACAAAUUAAAGGGUAUUAAUCGUGGUAAAAUUUUGAAAAAAGUUAUAAAUAUAAACAAGUCAAAGAGCCUAAAAAAAAAUAAAAAUAACAAUAGUAACAAUAACAAUAUUAAGAAGAAGAAAAAGAAAAAAAAAAAUACAAUUUAUAGAAACACUUUUAAUAUCUCAAAUUUGUUGAAAGAAAUAAUUAUAUUAAGUAGUCCUUCUCAAAAUGAUUCAGAUGAUGAUAAUGUGAUUAUAAAAAAUGAUAUAAAUAGUUUAGACAAAAAAAUUAUGAACAAUGCUAAUAUAAUAGAACAAUAUGGUAGCUUAAGUGAAAUAAGAAAUGAAGACGAAUUAAAAGACAAAGUAAAUAAAACACAAAUCCCAUUGGUUAGAUAUAAUAGUAAAGAUGAAGAUACCACAAAUUUUUUAGUUGCUCACAAAAAAAAUUAUCAAAGAAAUCGAUAUAUAGAUAUAUUAAAAGGAGAACAUAUUGAAAAUAGUCCAGAACCAAUAAGAGAGUAUUCAUCUCAAAGUAUAAAAUAUUUUGAAAUAAAAAAAGAGAGUAUUACUUGUGAUGAUAUUGUUUAUGAAAAAUGUAUUAAUGAUGAAAUUGUUAAUAAUGUUAUUUAUAAAAAAGAAAAAGACGAAGAAAUAAAAAAAAAUAUGAAAUACGAUUCGAAAUAUAAUCCUGAAUCGAUUUGUGCUAAUUUAAAGAACAAUGCUAAUCUUUUAAAUGAAAAACCAAAUAAGAUAGAAACCAAUUUAAGAAUAAUUAAAAAGGCCAUUCCGACUACCCCAAGUUAUGAAUUAAAAAAAGUAACGAGUUUUGAAAAAAAAAAAAAUAUACCUUUGUCUACAAAAAACAAUCAAGAAAAAUUAUCGGGAAAAUAUACACGUAAUAAUGAUAAUCAGAAAUUUGGACUUUACAAAAGUGGAAAUAUUAAUAUAAAAUUAAGAGGAGCACAUGUAAAUACUGAAAAAAAAAAUAUUGCAAUUAUUUCAGAUGCUCUAAAAAUGAUAGAUAAUAAUAUUAUAGAAAGUGAUAGUUAUAUGGGUAGUAUGUAUAAUAUGAAAAAUAAAGAGAAAGAAGAAAAAGAUAAACGAGGAAAAAAUGAAAGACCAUUUAAUAAAAACACUAAAAUAAGUAGUGAAAAAAAUGCAAAAAAUGGAUUAAAUGUUUGCCGAAAGAAUAUUAAAAAUAGUACUAUUACUAAUAACCAAAAUAAUAAGGUUGUUAAAAUUAAUUAUUGUCCUUCUAUAAAUAGACAAAAUAUUACACCAACUUAUAUUGAGAGGGAAAAAGAUAAUUCAAAUCAAUAUUCGAAAUUACUAAAGGAAGAAAAAAAAAAUACAUUAUUUAACAAGGGGACUUUAGUUAUGAAUAAGCUUAAUCAAAUAGGAAGUGAAUUAAACAAAUUUAAUUAUAUUAAAAACGAAGAUGUAAAAGAAAAUGAAAGAUUAAAUAACAAAAAAGAACUUAACAAAUCGAAUGAUUCAAUGUGUCAUAGUUCAAGUUCUUAUGAAUGCCCAACAUAUUAUCCAACCGUUUCAAACAUAAAGAAAAAUAAUAAUGGCAUUAAAAGAGAUAACCCAAUACAGAUACAAAAAGUAGAAUCAAAUAAAAAAAAAUUAUCUACAGGGGUUUCUGAAAUAAAAAAUAGCAUAACUUCCCAUUUGAAAAAAAAUGUGUGUAUUAGUAUGGAAGACAGAUUGAAGAACAAGAAUGAAGAUGAAAAUAUGAGAAGACGAAUUGCUACUAAAUUAAAAAGAAUACCAUACAAUGAAAAAUUAAAUGAAAGUAAAUAUGGAACUAAUAAGACUGAAAGAAAAAAAUAUACAAAUAAUAAUAUAAUAAAUAAUAAAUUCGAUAUAAUUAAAAAUAAAAAAAAAGAAAGAUAUCCUCUAGAUGUUGUUAUAUCAUACAAAUGUAAAAAUAUUUAUAUCAAAAUUAAUAUCGAUACAAAUAACGAAGAAUUGGUAAAAUGUGGAUACCAAAAAAUAUCGAAGAGAAAUAUACAUUAUAAAUUAACAACAACUAAAAUUGUUGAUGGUAUUAUUAAAUCAACAGAGAAAAAGGUUUAUAAAUCAUCAAAUAUGAUUUUAUUAAAUGCAGAAACUAAUGUUUACUAUAAUAUAACUAUAGAUGCAUUUUCUACAGUCUCACCUACUAUAAGUUUAUAUGCAUCUGCUUUCUUUUUUCUAAAUAAGUUUAAUAUUGAAAAUUUUAAAUUAAAAACACCAUCUUCUUUAUCCUUUGCAAAAGAUAAUCAACCAAUGAUCCCACUUUUGAAAAACACCACAAAAAUAAAAUAUGUUGCAAAAGGAAAAGAAAUUGACUCUCCCAAAAGUGUAACAAAUUGUAGUAUAAAAAGCGGAUUAAUAUGUAACAAAAAGAAAGAAACAAAUUGUGAUGAAAAAAAAAAUAAUAUUUUAGAAGAUAAUUAUGAUGAAAAGGAAAUGCUUUCUAAUGACAUUUUUCAUAGUUCUGUAGAAUCAGAUACAUUUGAAGAAAAUGAUAUUAAAUUAGAAAAUAUAAGUAUUUCUAAUGUAUCAGAGAAAAAUAGUGAAACUAUUGAGCAAAACACAAAAGAAAAUGAUACCGAUAGUUCAUUUAUACAAAGUGAAAAAUGUAAUCUAAUGAAUAAUGACGAUUAUUUAAAUAAUUCAUCAUAUGAAAAACUUUUAUUUGAUUUUAAAAAUAUUAAUAAAAGACAAAUACAAAAUAAUUUAGAAAGUUUUAAAUAUGCAAAUAAUGCAAAUGACAAUGCUAAAAUAGGCAACAACGCUAACAAUUUUUGUCCAACUAAAAUAGCUAAAGCUUCUUCCAAUGAAAGCAUUAAGCAUAUGUCGGUUUUGGAGAAUAUGCUUUAUAAAGAAUAUAAUGCAGAGAGAUUAGGCAAAAAAAAUGAUGAAAAUCUUGUAAAAGAGACAAUAGAAGAAGGCAAAAAAAAUACAAAUUGUAUCAAUGAAAGUGCAAAAGAAAAAAUCGAAGCCUUAAAAAAAGUACUUUUUAAUAAUUCCUCCAUAAAAAAUAAUCAAACCGAGGAAAUAAAAAACAAAAAUAAUAAUAUAAAUAAUUAUUAUGCAGAUAAUAGCUUAUCAAAAUAUAUGUUAGAAAAGGGAAUUGAUAUGUCUAGAUUAGACAACCAAACCGAAAAUGAUUUGAAAUCAAGCAAUGAAGAUAUGAUAUCUGAAAAUAAUAUUUAUAAAAAUUGCAUAGAAAAUAUAGAACCAACAAAUUAUGAACAAUCUAUUGUAAAGGAUGAUGAUAGUAACUGCGAAGAUGAUAGCGAUAUGGAUAUGAUUUACAGAAAGCUUCAAUAUUGUAAAGAAAAUGGAUUUAAUAAUAAUAAAUGUUAUAUUAAAGAAGCAACAAGAAUGGUGGGUACCAAAGAAUGUACUUUAAAAAUAAUAAGAAUUGAAGGAGAAAAAAAUAUAAUACCAGAAAACAAAGGGGCUACAUUAGCUGAUAUUGUAAAGACCCAAUAUGAAAACGCAAAUAACAACUACAACAAUGAAAAGAUACAUACAAAUGAAGAUAACGAGAUGGCUAAAACAAACAAAUAUAACAAUAACUAUUUUUUAGGAAAUAAUUUUACUAAAAUUGUUCAUCCACAAGUUCAUCCACAACAAGAUUGGAUAAAUAUUUCACCCAUAAAAAAUAAAUUAUUUUUGGACAGGUUACAAGAAAGAAAAAUUACAUCAUAUUUUCCAUCAAUUGAUGAUAGCCCUGUUGCAUCUAAUAAUGUUGCUCAAGAAAAUUCUGUAAACGUAAAUGAUAAUAAAAAUGAAAAUAUAGAACCAUUAAAUUCAUUGGGUCAUGAAAACGAAGAAAGAGAUAACCAAGACCCUCGUUUGGAUAGCCAAUAUAAUACAAAUAUAGAAUAUGAUGAAGAAGAUGAAAGAGAAGAAAACAAAAUAAACGAGAGCAACGAAGAUGUUUAUACAAAUGAACCAAUUCUUGAAGUAAAUUCUGCAUCUAAAAAUGGAAUAAAUAAUAGAACCCCAAAUUAUUUAAAUAAUAAUGCAACCAAAUAUCAAAUUAACAAAGAACAAUUUGAGAAUAAAAAUACUCAAGUAAAACAAGACAGGUAUGAAGAUAAUAUCAAUUCUUUUCUAAAUGAAAACAAAGAUGUUAUAAAAAAGUUGGAUAAUGCAGAUUUAAGAACACCUUUAGAUACGCCAUUAAAUAAAUAUGCCCAAUGUGCACAAAAAAAUUUCCUUUUUGAAAAAGAGAUCCAAAACUUGAGAGCUAAUGGUGGAACUUUGACCCCCCCAAUUAAUAAAAUAAAUAAAAAUUUAAUAAAUUAUAAAAACAUAGAUCGAGAAAAUGUUGCAGAAAAUAAUGGAAAAAACGAGAUAAAGGAAAGCAAAUCAGAUGAUGAUAUCAAUACUAACAAUAACACAUAUACUUCAUAUUUUAAAAAAGUAUGUGAUCGAUUAAAUUUAACAGGUAAAAUUGAUAUAUUGAGUAAAACAAAUUCAGCUAUAAAUUUUUUCAACAAGACAUUUAUGAAUAAGCAAAGUCUAUCAACCGAAAAAUCAGAUAACAAUAAAACUAGCCAAGUAAGAGAGAAAAUAUAUAAUUCAGAUGAUUUGUUAUAUAAAAGAAAUAAUUAUAAUAAAACAGGAUCUAUGCUUAAUGAAAAUUCUGAAUAUAAUAAUGCUCAAAAAUUAUAUGAGGCUAAUAAUAACAACAAAAAGAAUAUAAAUAUACAACCUGAGAAAAUUCCACAAAAUAUGGUAAAUCAUAACGAUUUAAUAAAUUUAAAACAAGUGAAAACCGAAAAGGGGUUACCAUAUAUGUAUAUAAAUGCAGACAAAAAUGCAAUGAAGACAAUUAAUAAUAACUUAAAUAUGAAUGAAUAUAAUAAUAACUAUAAAAAUUAUGAACAGGGAAUAAAAUACAUGAAGAAUCCUAAUAUGUUUAUGAAUCCACAAAUGCAAACUAACAGACCAAUUAAAAAUAACAUGGGAUCAAAAUUUGUGCCAAAAUAUUGGAUUAAUAAUAAAGCACCAUUUAAAUGCACUAAUGUAAACAAAAAGAUUAUUACAAAUCCUGAGGUAAAUAAUAAUUCUAGAUUUAUAAACCAUAACAAUUUAAUAAAUAGACAAAAUGGUAUUUAUAUGAAUAGUGCGGAUAUGAAGAAUGGCAGUACUACAUCUAGGCCACAAAAUUGUAUGAUCAAUAUGAAUGCAAUUAACAAUCCCAACAUUAACAACAUGCAAAACAAGAAUUAUUAUUAUAGCAAAAGCGGACCACAACAUAUGUUUCCUCAUCAACAAAAUAUUCCUAAUUAUGAAAAUGCAUACAAUUUAAAUUAUAACAAAAUGCAUAUGCAAAACCUCAAUGGGAAUAAUAUAAGUCGAGUUCCCUCUAAUUUAACAAAUGAAGAAAGGAUUAAAAAAGCAUAUAUGGAUCAAUAUUUGAUGAAAUAUAAUCAAGCAAUUAAUAAUAAACUUAUUCAAAAUAAUUAUAUCGGGAAAACAAUCAUAAAACCAAAUAUGUGUAAUGAAAUGGUUGAUAAUAAAAAACAAUAUAUGCAAAACUAUAAUCAAAAUAAAAUCGACUUGAAUAGAUAUGGAUAUUUUCCAUUACAAGAAAAAGAUAAAGCACCUAUGGUAAAUUCACAUAUACCAUUCAAAAUUAAUAAAGAGUUAAUUAAUUUGGGUAUUAAAAGACAAGUACAUGAAAAAUUUAAUGCUGAAGAGGAGUUGAAAAAAGGUAAUAUUUUUGGGAAUGCCCAAAAUAAUAUGACUAAAAAUGUACCUGUAUUAGACCCCAAUAAAUUAAGAGAAUUUAAUUCUGAUAUUAAAAAUAUUUUAAACUAUCCUAAUCUACAAUUUAAUGGAAAUUUAAUUAACAGAAGUUCAGGACAUUUACAACAAAAAUAUGGCUACGGCAAUAUUUUUGAAGGACUAAAAAAUAAUGCUCUUAGAUUUGUGUCUAAUUCAGCAAAUAUGAAUAUUGACAUAAAUAAUCGAAAAAAUAUUAAUAAAAGUGAAGAUUCAAAUAAUAUAUUACAUAAGAAUAUUGAUAUUGGCGAGAAAAAAAAAAAUAUUUAUCGUCAUGCAAAUUUGUUCGAUUAUGAAACACCAGAAGAUAAAAAUUUUAUUAAAAUACAUUCCGAGAAUGCAGACAAAAAAUCUGAAAAGAAUAAUUCAUUUAUGACCACAAAUCCAGAUAACUAUGAAUGUAAAAUUUUUCCAGCAAGAAAUUCAUUACUUCAACUUAAAAAAAAAAAAGAAAAUGAAGGAUUUGUAAAUAAUAUUGAAGGCAAUACAAAUACAUCAUCAGCUCGUUUUAGCUUUUUUAAUUACAACGACAAAAAAGAAAAUAAUAAUGAUACCAAAGACCAAUUUGAUACAGACAAAUUGAAGGAUGGAGCAUCUCCACCUAAAAUAUUAAAAGGCAUCAUAAUUUAUAAUAAAGACAAAAAAAAAGAUAGUAAUAAAAAGUGUUCAGUACAAUUUAACGAUGUUUGUGAACUUAGAGAGUAUGAUAAAGAUGAUAAAGUAUGUCAAUUGAUUAAUAAUAAUAAAGUAUGUUUUAAGGAUUUACAAAAAAUAGAAACCCAGGAUGGGUAUAAUCCUAUAAUAAAAAAUUAUUCCAUAAAUAUGAAUGAUAGUAAAAAAGAAACAACUUUAAACAAAGAUGUACUUACUGAUAAUCUAAGUAAUGGUAAUAAGUCUAGCAACGGUCGAAAAACUUCACCAUUUUUUGGUAACCGAAAUAGUGUAGACCUUUCAAAUGAAGAUGAAGCUCCUCCAAAAAAAAAUAAUUCCAAUGAGCCAUUUAAGCUAAGUGUACAAUUCGAAGAUUUUGUUUGGAAGCAUAUUAUCUUUACGAGAGAUGAUAUUAUAGAUGAUAAAAUAAACAGUUUUAUAAGUUUUUAUGGACUUAAAAAAUUGUUUUUAAACCCAUUAAGAGAAAAAAUCAAGUAUAUGUUGCAAAAGGAUUUGCUCAAUUGGAACGUCAACAUUACCGAGAUGUUGUAG